AUGUACACCGCGGCCUCAGUCAUCUUCAAGACCCUCGCCGAGGCCGGCGUAACGCACGCGUUCGUCAAUUGGGGCAAUGACCACCCGGCGUUCCUGGAGGAGCUUGAGCGUGAGCGUCAACAAGAGGGUGGCACUCGUCUCGCGAUUGUGGCGUGCCCGCACGAGAUGGUCGCGCUGAGCGCCGCGCAGGGCUACGCUCAGGUCACCGGCCGUCCGGCCGCGGUGAUCGUCCACGUCGAUGUUGGCACGCAAGGCCUGGCCAGCGCGGUACACAACGUCGACCGCGGCCGCACUCCAGUGUUCAUCUUCGCGGGGGCCGCGCCCCAAUCGUCGGACGCGCGACUGAAGGGCACCAAGAAUGAAUGGCCGAUGUGGCUGCAAGAUGUCCCGGACCAGCCAUCGAUCGUCCGCCAAUACAUGCGCUUCACUUCCCAGAUCCAGAGCGCGAAGAAUGCAGGCCCGAUGAUCAUGCGAGCGCUGCAGAUUGCGUCAAGUGAGCCGAAAGGCCCGGUCUAUCUCUGGGCGCGGCGUGAGACGACCGAAGACGAGGUGGACGGGUCGCAGUUUCAGGAAACUCUGGACGUGAACAAGUGGCCUCCCGCACAUUCAGGAGCACUCCCUGACACAGCUCUGUCCACCAUCGUAGAAGCUUUGACGACUGCUCAGUUCCCACUCAUUAUCACCGCCAACAGCGGACGUAACCCCAAGACCGUCCCUCUUCUCUCCGAACUCUCAACGAUUCUCGCGAUCGGUGUCUACACCUCUUGCCCGACCUCUGUCUGCGUCCCCUGGACACAUGAGAACUACAUCGGAAUGUCCUUUGGAGGCAAGAACGAAAUGCUCGACCAUGCCGAUGUAAUCAUCCUCCUUGACGUCGACAUCCCGUGGAUUGACACGCACGGCAACAAGUCCCGCGACGACGCCCGUGUCUUCAUCAUCGACCCUGACCCACUCAAGACCACGAUGGCGUGGUCCCACGUGGACGCCGACCUGCUGUGUCGCGCCGACACCGAAGCCGCGCUCUCCCAACUCGUCCGCGCGGUCGACACCUCCUCCCUCCGUGCCACCACCGCACCCCUGCUAUCCGCGCGUCAAGAGCGCCUUCGCGCCCUGCGCGCCAAGUGGACCGACAGCCUCGCCCGCACGCCCUCGUUUGUGGGCGAGACGAUGACAGCCGCGCACGUGCUCGGGACGCUGCGCGCGGCCAUAGAGGCGCAGACGCCGUCGCGCGGCGAGCGCGUGCUGUGGGUCAACGAGGCGACGAGCAACCUCCCGAACGUGUGGGCGUACCUGCGCCCGGGGCAGCCGGGCGGGAUGGUCGGCUCGGGCGCGUCGGGGCUUGGGUACGCGCUGGGCGCGAGCAUCGGCGCGGUCAUUGGAGGUGCGGUCGCCCAGCGCGGGCUCGACAUGGUCGGGUGCAUCGUAGGGGAUGGCACGUUCCUCUUCGGGGUGCCUGCGACGGCGUACUGGCUCGCGAAGCGGCAAGGCACGCCCUUCCUCACCAUUAUUCUCAACAACGGCGGCUGGGCGUCUCCGAGGCUUUCGAUGCUCGGGGUGUAUCCCCAGGGCCACGGCAGCAAGGCAACGAUGGACGAGCUCUCCGUGGGUUUUGGGCCCGACAUGCCGGACUUUGCGCAAGUCGCUGUCGCGGCCGGGGGCGCCUGGGGUAAGCGCAUCUCUAAGGCGGACGAACUGCAGGCCACGCUCGAGGAGGCCAUCAGGGUUGUGUUGCACGAGAAGCGGUGCGCGGUUGUGGAUUGCAUCGUUGCGAACGUUGUGUGA
Molecule: messenger RNA, 1782 nt
Organism: Epithele typhae
Lineage: Eukaryota; Fungi; Basidiomycota; Agaricomycetes; Polyporales; Epitheliaceae
Product: thiamine pyrophosphate enzyme, N-terminal TPP binding domain-containing protein
Exons: 7
Coding region: 1-1782 (593 amino acids)
Biological process (GO): L-valine biosynthetic process
Cellular component (GO): acetolactate synthase complex; mitochondrion
Molecular function (GO): flavin adenine dinucleotide binding; acetolactate synthase activity; thiamine pyrophosphate binding
Source: RefSeq, a predicted model, not a curated record